AUGGGCUUCACCCGCUCUUCCGCUCUGCUGACCCAUCUGCGGGUCCACACGGGUGAGAAGCCCUUUAGCUGCCCUGAGUGCAGGAUGGCCUUCAGCAGGUCUUGCCACCUGCUGAGGCACCAACGAGUCCACACUGGGGAGAGGCCAUACUCCUGCCUCCAGUGCGAAAAGUGCUUUACCCAGCCCUCCAACCUGCUGACCCACCAGCGGAUCCACACCCGCGAGAGACCGUUCUCCUGCCCCGAGUGUGGGAAGGGUUUUGCUGUUUCCUCCCACCUCGUGGCCCACCGGCGGGUCCACACAGGGGAGAGGCCAUUCAGUUGCCGCGAGUGCAGGAAGGCCUUCAGCGAUUCCUCUGCCCUGCUUAGGCACCAGCGUGUCCACACCAGAGAGAAGCCAUUCUCCUGCCCAGAGUGCGGGUAGGGCUUUACCCGCUCCUCCACACUGCUGACCCACCAGGGGAGAAACCAUUCAGCUGCCCCGAGUGCGGGAAGAGGUUUACGUUUUCCCGCAACUUGCGGAAGCACCAGUGGGGGCACCAGCGCUCACAACAAGCGGAUUCCUCCGCUGACGCUGCUGUGAGUCCCCCCCAGGACUGAUUCUCCUGACAGUGGGUGCAGUGGGAGAGU
Hemiscyllium ocellatum (epaulette shark) is the source of this 629-nucleotide messenger RNA. Its product is annotated as zinc finger protein 239-like. The record is from RefSeq and is a predicted model, not a curated record. The transcript has a single exon. Lineage: Eukaryota; Metazoa; Chordata; Chondrichthyes; Orectolobiformes; Hemiscylliidae. Gene Ontology annotation, biological process: regulation of transcription by RNA polymerase II. The coding region runs from base 1 to 423 and encodes 140 amino acids. Gene Ontology annotation, molecular function: RNA polymerase II cis-regulatory region sequence-specific DNA binding; DNA-binding transcription factor activity, RNA polymerase II-specific.